GGUGGCGGAUCGCGGGACCCGGCCGAGCUGAUCACGGCGCGGGCUGCGGAAGCACAGCGGCCAGGCGGGGACCCCGGAGUGGAUCCCGAGCCGUGCCGCGCGGUGCCAUGAAGGGCAAGGAGGAGAAGGAGGGCGGCACGCGGCUGGGCGCCGGCAGCCCCGAGAAGACCCCCAGCGCGCAGGAGCUCAAGGAACAGGGCAACCGGCUCUUCGUGGGCCGCAAGUACCCGGAGGCGGCGGCCUGCUACGGCCGCGCCAUCACCCGGAACCCCCUGGUGGCUGUGUACUACACCAACCGGGCCCUGUGCUACCUGAAGAUGCAGCAGCCUGAACAGGCCCUAGCUGACUGCCGGCGGGCUCUGGAGCUGGAUGGGCAAUCUGUGAAGGCGCACUUCUUUCUGGGACAAUGCCAGCUGGAGAUGGAGAGCUACGAUGAGGCCAUCGCCAAUCUGCAGCGAGCCUACAGCCUGGCCAAGGAGCAGAGGCUCAACUUUGGGGAUGACAUCCCUAGUGCUUUGCGCAUCGCUAAGAAGAAGCGCUGGAACAGCAUUGAGGAGCGGCGCAUCCACCAGGAGAGCGAACUGCACUCUUACCUCACAAGGCUCAUCACAGCAGAGCGUGAAAGGGAGCUGGAAGAGUGUCAGCGGAAACACGAGGGUGAGGAGGACGAUAGCCAUGUCCGGGCCCAGCAGGCCUGCAUCGAGGCCAAGCACGACAAAUUCAUGGCAGACAUGGAUGAGCUCUUCUCUCAGGUGGAUGAGAAGAGAAAGAAGCGAGAUAUCCCUGAUUACCUGUGUGGCAAGAUCAGCUUUGAGCUGAUGCGGGAGCCCUGUAUCACACCAAGUGGUAUCACCUAUGACCGUAAAGACAUCGAAGAGCACCUGCAGCGUGUGGGCCACUUUGACCCUGUGACCCGGAGCCCUCUGACCCAGGAACAGCUCAUCCCCAACUUGGCCAUGAAGGAAGUCAUCGAUGCAUUCAUCUCUGAGAACGGUUGGGUAGAGGACUACUGAGACCCCCUUUGCCCUGUUGUGCCUCACAUCCUGACCCAGGAGGGUGCUGGGACAGAAGUCCCAGUCCUUGUACAAAGUUUGUGUCCCUGGGUUUGUCCCAGUCAGCUCUGCUGGUGGGCUCUGGACUGCUUCCCCUCUCAAUAUAUACCCUUGCUAGGCUUGAUCCUCCCAUCCCCUUUCUGGGCCAGAAAAGCUGGUGAGGGUGGGUUGGGCUAAGGCUUCUGCUGCUGCCACUGUCCUGUAAUAAAAUCUGUAAGCACUA
Messenger RNA from Perognathus longimembris pacificus (Pacific pocket mouse), 1275 nucleotides. RefSeq names its product STIP1 homology and U-box containing protein 1 (gene Stub1). Gene Ontology annotation, cellular component: Z disc; cytoplasm. The transcript has 7 exons. The record is from RefSeq and is a predicted model, not a curated record. The coding region runs from base 108 to 1013 and encodes 301 amino acids. NCBI's taxonomy places the organism in Eukaryota, Metazoa, Chordata, Mammalia, Rodentia, Heteromyidae. Gene Ontology annotation, molecular function: protein-folding chaperone binding; ubiquitin protein ligase activity. Gene Ontology annotation, biological process: cellular response to misfolded protein; proteasome-mediated ubiquitin-dependent protein catabolic process; positive regulation of proteolysis.